Molecule: messenger RNA, 1186 nt
Organism: Cherax quadricarinatus
Lineage: Eukaryota; Metazoa; Arthropoda; Malacostraca; Decapoda; Parastacidae
Source: RefSeq, a predicted model, not a curated record
UUUACACUGUAUUGUUAUUGCCUUAUUAAUCUUAAGUUUGGCCAAAAUGUUCUGCAUAUAUAGUGGCUUUUGUCAUUCUCCUUUGUUCAAACACUAUCAUGCUGAAGCAAACAUUAUCAUAACACUGUACACCUGUGAUAAUGGUGCUGGCACUGUAUAUGGGUGAUAGUGAUACUGGACACUUGUCAUAAUGGUGCUGACACUCUACAUGAUAGUGACACUGUACACUUGUAAUAAUGAUGCUGAGACUGCACAUGGGUGAUAAUGGUAGUGAUACUGUACACAGGUGAUAAUGGUAGUGACACUGUGAAGAGGUGAUAAUGGUGGUAACUGCCCACAGAUUGAUUAUCUUCGUGGGAUGAGUGAGAGCGUCAAGAGGCUGGUGGAGGCUGGCCUGGUGUUUGGUGUCCAGCAAGACCAAGAUGACCUCCGCUACUCCAGGAUAACUUUACAAGAUGGUCAACUGUAUCUCCAUGUUCUCCAGCACCAGCCACCACCCACCCACGCCCACACUAUCCAGGUGAGCGAGGUGUUGGAGACGCUGGAUCACUCCUCCACUCUGGUAUUUCUUGACCUGGCCUGGCCUGGAUCACUGGCCCAGCCUGGAUCACUGACCCAGCCUGGAUCACUGCCCCAGCCUGGAUCACUGCCCCAGCCUGGAUCACUGACCCAGCCUGGAUCACUGGCUGGAUCAAACAGACUGCACAUCCAGCUGAGUGGUAACACUACACUGACCAGACAGUUUGUGUUGUUGUGUACUGGACAACACUCAGGCUCCUCCUACCUCAACACUAAACUGUUGAAGGUGAGGAACAAGGGUGAACCAUGGGAGCAUGUGUAUGGUGGAGACUACCAGUAUAAUAAUGGUAAGGGAGGAGCAGCACUGUUGUCUCACCAGGAUGAUCACCAGUACCAGAAGUCAGGCAGUGCUGGUGCUGUGUGGUCACCAUGGUGGCUGGGGAGUCACCAGAGUGCCCAGUUCAUCAUCAUCACCAGGGACCUCCCAGAUGGUCGCCAGUGGCCCCAUGUCUUUGGUAAAGUUGUGAAGGGUCUGGAUGUGGUGAGAGCAGCAGUCAACCACAGUGACAUUACUGAGGUGACUGUGGUGGACUGUGGUGUUGUGUUGACACUCUAGUUCACUGUACCAUCACUACUGUGUCACCAUCACUACUGUGGUGUUGUGUUG